AUGUCAAAUGAAACUUCGGGUGAGCCAAGCACUAUGCGCAAUGUGCUCAGUACAUUGCUGCGACUUUCUUUCCCAUACGUUAUCAUUAUUUCGGCGAUUGGUAUUUGUGGAAACUUUCUCACGAUCAUUUUGCUCUCAAAACGAUCGAUUUCGAAGAAUUUUAACAAUUGUACUCUGAUUGCUCUGGCACUUACCGAUCUUCUUUUCAAUUUAAUGUUGGUUUCUCGUUCCAUCACCGAUUUAACUCAGUCGAGGAAUGAACAACUAUGUCGUUUAUUAUCUUUUCUUUCACAUCUAGCCGAAUUACUUUCUGCCUGUUUCACAGCUCAAUUUACAGCUCAACGCUUCAUCGCUGUCCGGUUUCCCUUAAGUGUCUUCAUCGAAAAGAAAAUUCAUCUAAUUCAUUACUUAGUUGUGUCUUUAUCGAUCAUCUUCGGCGUUGUUUAUUGUAUAUUUCUCGUGAAAAAUAAUGAAUAUGAAGACUGCCAUGAAGAAUUGCCGUUGGCUUGGUUUCUCUCGGAUACUUUAUCGUCAUUUCUCAUUCCAUUCACGAUUAUCAUCGUAUUGAAUAUUUUGACUAUUAUUCAUUUGAAGAAAGGAUUUCAGAAUAACCAACAAGUCCGUUUUACUAAACGUUCGGUACAUGCCGAUAUAAUGCCGGUGAAUUUUCCAGUGAAAAAUUCGAUUUCGUACGAAAUGAAAUUGAAGAAACACUUUCGACCGAAGUUUUAUGAAAACAUUCUCAUUAAAAAUGCCAAGGAUUCAGUUGUUCAAAAGCAAACACAGGAAGGACAACUUUUAAUCAAAGGACGCACCCGCUCACUCGAUCUCUUACAACGUCCAUCGAUUGUCCAUACAAAAAGUCAAUCAUAUCGAGUUACACGUAUGCUCAUCCUCGUAUCAACGUGUUUUCUUGUGCUUAACGCUCCGUUUCACGUUUGUGCAAUUGGUUUAAAAGUUCAUUUAUAUAAACCAUCAAUCGCCAUCAAUGAUGAAAGGGAAAUAUCUGGUCACCAGCUAAAUCAAAUCGUCCAACAGCAGAAUAAAACAUCUUUUGAUAAUCGCGACUUUCUUUUCCAAGCUAAACUGAUUUCCUACGAAAACGAAAUGACCAAUCAUUUAAAGCGAAUGGAAUCCUUUUAUGUACUUGUUGUUAUUACUCAGUAUAUUUCCUAUGCGUCAUAUUCGAUCAAUUUUCUUCUUUAUUCUUUGUGUGGAAUGAAAUUUCGUCAUGAACUGGUAAGAUUCAUGUCCAAGCAACGCCAUCCGAAAGGAGCAACACGUUCCAUAGCUCUACAGAAUACUCUAUGA
Messenger RNA from Adineta ricciae, 1311 nucleotides. The record is from the annotation of a GenBank genome assembly. NCBI's taxonomy places the organism in Eukaryota, Metazoa, Rotifera, Eurotatoria, Adinetida, Adinetidae.